Pundamilia nyererei is the source of this 1160-nucleotide messenger RNA. RefSeq names its product receptor-interacting serine-threonine kinase 3 (gene ripk3). The record is from RefSeq and is a predicted model, not a curated record. The coding region runs from base 78 to 1160 and encodes 360 amino acids. Gene Ontology annotation, biological process: protein phosphorylation. The transcript has 10 exons. Gene Ontology annotation, molecular function: JUN kinase kinase kinase activity; ATP binding. Lineage: Eukaryota; Metazoa; Chordata; Actinopteri; Cichliformes; Cichlidae.
GAAUAAGCACAAGGGUUUUCACACUUACUCGGUAUGAUUGAAUGAUGACAGAGAGGAGCGAAUAACUAAGGUGAAAUAUGGCACUGCGCAGCUCUCCCACUCACGUGGAGAUUGGAGACUCUGAUCUGGAUGACUGGGAAGUAAAAGGCUCUGGAGGUUUCGGACAAGUCUACAAGGCCAGACAUCAAAUGUGGUGCUGCGAUGUGGCCGUUAAACUGCUCCACGAUGACGAUGGGACCAGUUCAUCCUUGCUGCGUGAAGUCAGAAUGAUGUGUAAAGGAAGCAGCCCAUACGUCAUUCCAGUCCUUGGGGUCUUUAAAGGUCAUGGUCCCUCUUUUGGACCAGUAAAGCUUGGGCUGGUCAUGGAGUUCAUGGAGAGAGGAUCACUUGCCAACCUGCAGAGAAAUUUACAAGGACCCCCACCCUGGCCGCUGGCCUUCAGACUGACCCACCAGGUGGCCCUAGGUAUAAACUUCCUCCACAAUCUCUCUCCUGCUCUGCUGCACCUGGACCUAAAGCCGAGCAACGUGCUGCUGGACUCCUUUCUGAAUGCCAAGCUUACAGAUUUCGGCCUUGCCAAGUUUUCCCAAAGUGUCACACGGAAAUCUAAGAAGUACAGCGACGAAGAAGAAGGGGGAACUAUCAGCUACAUGCCCCCAGAGGCAUUUAGCAUCUCAUACAACCCAACUCGGGCAUCUGAUAUCUACAGCUAUGGUAUACUGUUGUGGUCCAUCGUCACAGGAAAAGAACCAUAUCCACAUGCAUUGUCCAGCAUAGUUCGUCUCCGCAUCCCGCAGGGAGACCGUCCAUCGCUGGACGAGAUCCGUUGUUUGGCUGCAGGGCGUGCCGGGUUAGCACGACUAAUGGAGCUCAUGCAGAAAUGCUGGGAGGCUAAACCUGCUCAAAGACCCACUUCUCAUGUGUGCACAAUUGUGACAGAAGAGCCGUAUAAGAUGCACAAACGUGCAAUUAUUGACGCCGUUCAUGGAGUGCUGAAGAAACUGGACCAAACGGAAACAGAGGAAAUGACUGAGCAGUUUGAGAGGUUUUCUAUUGCUCAGUCUGCAGGUCUGUUUUACCAUAAUCAGCGUAUAUUAGAUUCUGUGAUAUUGUUUUGUAUGUUUCGCACCAUGUUUAACACCACACAUUUAAAGCAUUAG